GGUCACGAGUGCGUGAACCGCUAAUGCCAGUUGGCGACGCUCGCCGACAGCAGACCUGAUCGCUUGCUUGCUCCACUUUACUGACACAGGCAAGAUGAAAGCCACUGUCUUCGUUCUCGGGCUUCUGUUCGCUGUGCAUGGGACUCUUUCGUCCCGAAUCCUCUUCAUACAAACUUCGCCGUCAAUAAGUCACGCCUCCCCAAUAAAUAAGAUAAUAGAGUCUCUGCUGCGCAGGGGCCACCACGUCACCCACAUAUCUGCUGAUCUUCUCGAGACAAAUCAUGCCAACUACUCGACCGUCAGCACGCGCGAGUCUUACAAGUUCGUUGAGGACUUCAACAUAUCCACGAUGGCGGACACGUGGCCGAUGCUGCUGGCCGAAGCUUAUCACGAGGAGGGCAUCACCAUGUGUCAUCUCCAGUUCAACCUCCCGCAGAUGAAGGAAUGGCUCAAGAAGGAUGAGAAGUUCGACUUAGUGGUGACAGAGCGACUGCCGUUCCAGUGCUACUAUGGGCUGGUGCACAGAGCGGGCCGUCCACCACUAGUGGGGAUUGUUACGCUGCCUGCCAUGAUGCCCAGCCACUACACCAUCGGCAACCCCACCAACCCCGCCUACCUGCCGGACGUGUUUGUCGGGCUGCCUGACCGCAUGACAUUCUGGCAGCGCCUCUACAAUACGUACCACUACCUGCGCUUCAUGCACUACUGGUUCUACACUGUCCUGCCAGAGCACGAGGUCGUCAUGCGGCAGUACUUCGGGCCCGAGCCGCCAUCUGUUUUUGAAACAGAUCGCAAUUUCAGCCUGCUUAUCGUCACAGCCCACUUUAGCAGCCACUACCCCAGGCCAAACCUGCCCAACGUCAUCGAGCUCACGGGACUGCAUGUCGAGACUGACACUAAGCCACUACCGCAGGAGCUGCAAGAGUUUCUGGAUGGUGCGAAGCAUGGUGCUAUCUACUUCAGCCUGGGUACCAAUGUCAGGAGCAGCACAUUGCCUCCGCACACAGUGCAGGCCUUCCUGGAGGCCUUCCGUGAGCUGCCACAGUGCAUUGUUUGGAAAUGGGAGAAUGGAAGCCUUCCCUGGAAACCGGAUAAUGUGCUUGUAGGAAAAUGGUUUCCCCAGCAGGACAUUUUAGCACACCCAAAUGUGAAGCUGUACAUAAUGCAAGGUGGACUGCAGAGCAUAAACGAGGCUGCAUACCGAGGCAUCCCACUCAUCGCCAUCCCCUUCUUCUCAGACCAGACACACAACGCUGCGAAGAUAGACUUUUCUGGUAUAGGCCUCCGGCUCUGCCUCAAGGACAUCACCAAAGAAUCUGUGUUGCGGUCUGUCCAAACUGUACUGGGCAACGCUAAGUACCAUGAGAACAUGAAGCAGUACUCCAUUCUAUUCCGUGAACAUCGACAACAUUCUGUGGAAACAGCUGUCUGGUGGCUAGAGUACGUUAUAAGGCACAAUGGAGCUCCACACCUUCGCAGUGCCGCUGUUGACUUGUACUGGUGGCAGCUGCUACUGCUUGAUGUAAUUGGCUUUCUGUUGCUUGUUGUAGGAUUUGCAGUAGCAGUUGUCUAUUUUGGAACACGAAAAUUGAUCAAGGCAUUGAAAAGUAAAAAACAUGUAAAAACAAAGAAACAAUAACUUGUUUCCAGUUAUGAUGUGACCUUCACUGGAAGCAUUGCAUUUACAUGCACAUUGGUGUUGAGCUAUGUCUGUGUGGAUUAUUUAAGGCUGAGCUUCAUGCUGAAUGGUUUCACAAAUGACAUUUUGUGAGUGAAAACAAAUCCAUGUGACAGAACAUUGUAUUCUGUCUACAAACAUGUCCACUGAUAAGUUAUAGAUUCAUCUAUUAAAAAUAACGGUCUCAUUCAUCAAA
Messenger RNA from Schistocerca piceifrons (Central American locust), 1874 nucleotides. Its product is annotated as UDP-glucosyltransferase 2-like. NCBI's taxonomy places the organism in Eukaryota, Metazoa, Arthropoda, Insecta, Orthoptera, Acrididae. Bases 95 to 1639 code for a protein of 514 amino acids. The transcript is spliced from 7 exons. The record is from RefSeq and is a predicted model, not a curated record. Gene Ontology annotation, molecular function: UDP-glycosyltransferase activity.